Molecule: messenger RNA, 4893 nt
Organism: Drosophila obscura
Lineage: Eukaryota; Metazoa; Arthropoda; Insecta; Diptera; Drosophilidae
Exons: 13
Coding region: 661-4770 (1369 amino acids)
Biological process (GO): presynaptic membrane assembly; neuron cell-cell adhesion; postsynaptic membrane assembly
Cellular component (GO): postsynaptic membrane; cell surface; synapse
Molecular function (GO): signaling receptor activity; neurexin family protein binding
Source: RefSeq, a predicted model, not a curated record
GUGAGUGAGCCAGCAAGUGCGAGGUGAAGGUGAAGCUGAAGGAGAAGCGCGAACAAUUUGUUGAAUACGUCGUCUCGGGGACCGCCACAAAAGCGUACAAAAAAAUAAAGCGAAAGUGAAACCAAAAGAAAUGCCCACAACUUUUCUAUGCUAAAUAAUCUCUUAAUACACGUACAGCACUCUUAGCCAUUAAAAAAUAAUACAACAACAGCGACAAAAAUAAAUCAAAAAGAAAGUUGAUAAUCAAAAAAAAGAAAAAGUGCCAACGAAAACUAAACCCAGUAGCCCGAUAGAGAGGAAAAUUCCCAGGAAGCCCUAAACGGACCAAAGACAAGAAAAGAAAAAAAAAAAAGGGGAGAAAAUUGGCGGCGCAAAAGUUAAAAGGGACAAAGGCGAUUAAGCAGUUUGCCAAGGACGAGGGCCCAGCACCAAAGAUACUUCCGGACACAGCAGCAGCAGCAUCGGCAGCAGCAAGUCGACGGCGACGGGAGUGGCAGAAGUUGGCGACUGAAAUUGCAUUUCUAAUAGAGGAGCAAAGGCCAACACGUUCAGUGUAUAAUAUUUGAAAUCAAAGCAUUAGGGUCUAACCAUGUCAGCGGUGUACGUGAAUCACAAGCUCAACAUGCGCACAACUGCUGUCAAAAUGAAGCGAACGCAGCCAUGGAUGUCCUGGAUGUCCCACAAGCGGCUGCUUGCCACCAGCUACAGUCUCAGUCCCAGUCUCAGUCCCGGUCCCGGUCCCCCAACAGGAAGCGGGCAUGGCCAAUUGAUUUUGAUGGCAACGAGAAGGAAUACGACAAGGACGAGACGACGACUAGAAGGACUAGGACUAGCAGCAAACUAAGACAAACUAAGAUAAUUCAAUCGCGUUUUCUACAUAUUUAUGGUUACUUUUUCUUCGGUUCCUUGAUGAGUUACAUUAAAACUAUUUGCGCAUCAAUGGUGCAGCAAAUGGCAGCGGAAGCGGAUAAAGAAACGGAAGUGGCAGUGGCAGUGGAAGUGGCAGUGGCAGUGGCAGUGGCAUUGCCAGCAGCCAAAGCAAAAAGUAAAGCAGUAACGGAAACGGAAACAGCAACGAGAAUGGAAAUGGGAAUGGGAACGGGAAUUGGAACGGGAACGGAUGCCCGUAUCGUGGCAAUGGGAAUUUGCAUUAUAAGACUGAUAACAUUAAAAAGAUUUCUAGAGAUUUCCACAACCGACGACGAACACAAUCAAAAGCAUCAGCAUCAGCAGCAGCACCAGCACCAGCACCAGCCAUGGCAAUCAGCAACGUCAGCAAUGUCAGCAACGUCAGGAGGAGCAUCAGCUGUAGCAGCAGCGGCUUCACCCCAAUAUAAAAGACACUCUCAUACACAUUCACAUCCAAAUCCACAUCCACAUACCCAUUCGCAUUCGCAUCCGCAUAAACGACAUCCACAGGCGUCGUGUUGGCGUCACCAGCUGACACCAGGCAUACUGCUGAUGCUCCUUUUGCUCGGCAGCCUCUGGCCGGACUGCUGCGAAUGCCUGCAUGGCGGCAGCAAUACGGUGAAGACCAAAUAUGGCCUACUGCGAGGGAUUGUGGUGCGCUCCACGCCGCUGGUGGAGGCAUUCCUCGGCAUACCCUAUGCCUCGGCGCCGGUGGGCAGUCUCAGAUUUAUGCCUCCCAUAACGCCAUCGACAUGGAAAACGGUUCGCAAUGCGGAUCGAUUCUCGCCCGUUUGUCCACAGAACGUGCCCAUACCACCCAACGGGCCGGAGGCGCUGCUGGAGGUGCCGCGCGCCCGUCUGGCCCAGUUGCGGCGUCUGUUGCCGCUGCUCAAGAACCAAUCGGAAGACUGCUUAUACCUUAAUAUCUAUGUGCCCUAUGAGACGCGCCGCUUGGAACGCAAUGUGGAUGCCGAUAAUGUUGAUAAUGCGGAACAAGCAACGGCAAAACUUAGCACUGUGGUGUUCAUACAUGGCGAAUCGUUCGACUGGAACUCUGGCAAUCCCUACGAUGGCUCCGAGCUGGCGGCCCACGGCAAUGUCAUCGUUGUGACAAUCAAUUUCCGUCUGGGGAUCUUUGGAUUUCUGAAGACCGGCGGCAAGGAGAGCGCCCAAGGUAACUUUGGUCUGAUGGAUCUUGUGGCCGGCCUGCACUGGCUCAAGGAGAAUCUGCCGGCGUUCGGGGGUGAUCCGCAGAGCAUUACGCUGCUGGGCUAUGGCACGGGCGCCGUGUUGGCCAACAUAUUGGUCGUCUCUCCAGUGUCGAGUGAUCUAAUACAGCGCACCGUUCUGGUCAGUGGUUCGGCAUUGUCGCCCUGGGCCAUACAAAAGAAUCCGCUGUUUGUCAAGCGCCGUGUGGCAGAGCAGACGGGCUGCCAUGGCGAUAUGCUGUACGAUGAUCUGGCGCCCUGUUUGCGCACCAAAAGCGUGGCCGAGCUGCUGGCCGUCAAGGUCGAUCAUCCACGAUUCCUGGUUGGCUUUGCUCCAUUCGUGGAUGGCACUGUUAUAUCGCCCGUUGCCAAUCCACUGGGCAGCACCACCUUGCCCCUGGGCUCCGCUAUUGUUAGUACUUCAGGAAUUGAAUAUGCAAACUUUCCGAAACGAGACCUCAUAUUCUGUCUUAGUUCUGUGGAAUCCUACCUGGAUUUGAGUGCCCAAGAUCUGGAGUUUGGCUUUAAUGAGACGCGUCGUGAUCGCAUUCUACGCACUUUUGUGCGCAACAAUUUUCAUUAUCAUUUGAAUGAAAUAUUUGCCGUCUUGAAGAAUGAGUACACCGACUGGGAGAAGGCCAUACGAAAUCCUCUGAGCUCACGCGAUGCCACCCUGCAGUUCCUCAGCGAUGGCCAUACGGCGUCGCCGCUGAUUAAGCUCGGCUACAUGCACAGCCUACGCGGGGGUCGCACCUAUUUCCUGCACUUUAAGCACAAAACUGUCGAAGAGGAAUACCCACAGAGAACCGGCUCUGUUCGCGGCGAAGAUGUGCCUUUUUGGCUAGGCCUGCCCAUAUCACCGCUCUUUCCACACAACUACACAACGCAGGAGCGUCAAAUUGGUCGCCUAAUGCUGCGAUAUCUGUCCAAUUUUGCCAAGACAGGCAAUCCGAACCAAUCCGCUGCGAAAACAGCCUUGGGUAAUCCAGACGAUGCUGCCUUGCAUGAGUUGAAGAAACGCUCGGCCGCUCUGGCCCCUAAUCCGCAUCUCAGCGAGGCCAUGACUCUGGCGGUGCUCUACAAUCAGCGACGCAGCAAUGCCAUGCACGAGAAGCGCUCCUAUAUACGGCGCCGUUUGCGCAGUAAUAAUGAUGGAGCCUUCACGCAGCUGGGGCUGGCCAGCGAGCGGGAUGUGGGCAGCUACGAGGGUGAUGAUCUGCCCUUUUGGGAUGCCUACGAUGUGGUCAAUCAGCUGUAUGUGGAGUUGGGCAACAAAGCAAACAUUCAGAGUCAUUAUCGCGGCCAUAAGCUGUCCAUGUGGUUGAACCUCAUCCCUCAACUGCAUCGCCAUUUCAACAUCAAUGACCAGUCCAUGAGGCAUCAUCAAUUCCAGGAUGAUAUGAACAAUAGGGAUCUGUAUGAAGGCGUGGUGCGUCCACAGCUGCAGACGAAACCAGCAGAAGAUGACAACAUCAUCAUGAUACAGAAAAGCAGAACGACCACAACGACGACGCCGCCACCGCCAAAGAAUCCCAGUGCAAACGUAACGCAAGCAUUGAAUCCCAUGAUCAGUGGUACAGCCACAACCACAGAAUGCGGCAUCGAUGGGGCCAUGUCCGUCUCCGAAUUGACCACAACGCAAGCGCCGAAAGACAAUCGAACUGGAGUACACACGCGCGUGGAGACCCAAAAGGACCUGGCCACCGCUUCGACGGGCAUCAUUGGCAAUCUGGAGCUGCUGCGCCGGCUGAGCGGCAAACAGUUUCAGAGCUACACCACAGCAUUGAUUGCCACAGUGGCUGUGGGCUGUUUCCUGCUCAUCCUCAAUGUUCUCAUCUUUGCGGGGAUCUAUCAUCAGCGCGAGAAGCGUGCGCGCGAUGCCAAAACCAAGGAGGAGCUGCAGGAGAGCGACACCAGCAAAAGUUCCAGCAUGCUCAAGCUGAACGCUUUGAUUGGUGGCGGAGGAGGAGGAGGAGGAGGGCCUGGCGGUGGCGGUUCUCUAGAUCCCGCGGAUGCGUAUUCCCUCAGCGGCACUGUGGUGGACAGCAAGGGCGGUGUGGGCGUUGUCUUUGGGGAAUACAGCUGCUACGAUGAGAAGACCAAGCAGCUGAAGGAGGAGAAGCUCAUUGUGGAGCUGCCACCAUCGUCGUCGGUGUCGGUGUCGGUGUCGGUGCCCGGACAAACAUCCCUCAUGAUGGACAGCUGGGGCGCCUGCUCCACCAGCACACUCGAUCUGCUGAAGACCAAGCCAGGCAUGUCGGAUGGUCACCUGGAGAUGGUCUCCUACAAUGCCCUGCCCACGCUGAUGGAGACAACAUCGGCGCUGAGCAGCAAGCGCGGCUCCUUUGUGGACACCAGCCUGCAGUUUAACAGCCCGCAGCAGUUUGACUAUGCAGUGCAGUCAUCGGACCAGAUGUCCUUCAAGGCCAUCGAAGAGGCCGUCAAGGCGGCGGCCAUUCAAGACUCUGAGAUCAUGCGAGACGAUGAUAUACCAGAACCGCCGCCACCGCCGCGAUCUUUUCUGGCUGCCCAACAGCAGCAGCAGCAACAACAGGGUAUACUGCGGCAGACGGGGACUGCGGGCAGUGCGGCGACUGGGUCGGGCAGCAGCGGGAGCAAGAAACGUGUACAUAUUCAGGAAAUCUCUGUCUAGCAUGCAUUACAUCCCCACACCUCCUACUACUACAACUACUAAACAUCACAUUUUAUCUCUCGUUUUCUUCUAAUCAUUUUCGUGGAUCAGUUGUUGAUUUAGUCGCUCGCUAAUUUCCCCACA